Molecule: messenger RNA, 1101 nt
Organism: Hippocampus comes (tiger tail seahorse)
Lineage: Eukaryota; Metazoa; Chordata; Actinopteri; Syngnathiformes; Syngnathidae
Gene: ntm
Product: neurotrimin
Exons: 7
Coding region: 84-1022 (312 amino acids)
Source: RefSeq, a predicted model, not a curated record
UCAAGCCUGAAACAGAAGGGCGCGUGGAAAAAAAACACAUAUCAGGAUUUGUAAACGUCACAUAGAAAACAAGGACAUCAAUAAUGAUGACACAACCAAUAUACUGGGCUAUGCUGGUCGGGAUGGCCAUCCUGUUGAUGGGGCAAGGUUUGCCUGUCCACAGUCAAGGUGAUUCUCAAUCUGACAAAAAAUUUAUGGACAAUAUUACCGUCACACAAGGAGAGACAAUCUUUCUCAGGUGUCCACAGAGGGAAAUUGUCACACACACAGCAUGGCUAAAUCGGUCAAGUAUACUAUACGCCGGAGAUGAAAAAUGGUCUGUGGAUCCAAGGGUGAGUCUGGUGACACUUAAUCAAGACGAGUUUACCAUCAAGAUUGAAAACGUGGACAUGACAGAUGAGGGGCAGUAUGUCUGUGCCGUUCAGACCAGCAGGCGACCUACAACAAAUGUGGUGUAUGUCCUCAUUCAAGUACCACCAAAAAUCAUCAAUCUCGAGAGAGAUAUUGUGGUUAAUGAAGGUUCCAACGUCUCUGUGCUGUGCCAGGCCCAGGGUAAACCAGAGCCUUCUAUUAGCUGGAAACUCAUCACAUCUUCAGGGGAUCUGGCAACAGACGAUGAGUACCUGGAAAUUCCAUCUAUCACCAGAAACAGAGCAGGAACUUACGAAUGCACAGCUGUCAACGACAUCGACGCAGAUACCCAAACUAUCGACAUCACCGUCAACUAUGCUCCAACUGUGUCUGAUGGAAGAGAUAUUGGUGUGAAACUGGGACAAAGAGGAGUGUUGGAGUGUGAGGCUGAUGCAGUGCCUGAACCUGACUUUGAGUGGUACAAAGAUGAUAGAAGAUUCAUCAAUGGCUUGGACGGCAUGGAGAUAGUGAAUACUGGAUCGCUGUCCAAACUGACAUUUUUUAACGUGUCCGAUAGUGACUAUGGUAACUACACUUGUGUUGCCAUCAACAAACUUGGGAGUUCUAAUACAAGCUUUAUAAUUUAUGGUAAGUACAUGAACCUUGCAUGAACACUCCUCAAAAAUCAUUGGAACACUUGAGCAAAAAUGCUUUUAAUUUGACAGACGUUUUGAGAGCUGGAAUGAAAGA